AAUGCAAACGAGAUCAGUUAGAGCUGCUGUUCACGUUCUCUCUGGGCCACUCUCUGCCAGGCUGUAAAACUGAAACUGUAUUUGCAUCCAUGAACCAAAGGGAAUCUUCACGUUUUGAGCCGUGAGACGUCGAACCCAUGACAAUGAGCUUCUUUGAAAAGCUGAAAAACCUACAUAGUGGACCUCAACAUCCACCCAGAAGAGAAGACAACAAUGCAGGGUUUGAGUGGCCACAAGAGGAGUUUGACGAUGAGGAGGGUGACAUGUAUGAAGCGCCUCCUUGUGAGCGUCCGGCUGUGAAAGUCCCUCACAGACAAGAGCAGGAGGAGGAGGAUGUUUAUCUGGACACGACAUCUGGUCCUGCUGUUCCACUGAGGAACGCUGCUCCUUCACCCAGGCCGGGGAAACCCAUGAAUCCUCUGCAACGUGCUGAGGUUUUCAGCUACGAAUCCAACACCAAGAAUCCACCUGUGAUUGACAGAAAAGAGAAGCCUGGUAGAAACAAGAUGAUGCCUCCUCCUCCACCACCUGCAUCAAACACUGAGGAAGAUGUGUAUCUGGAUCCAAAUGAAGAACAAGAAGAUAAUGAUGAUUUGUAUUUAGAACCAGAAGCGGCUUGUUCCCCUGCUCCACGCGGGCCGAUGAGGAUGUCGCCUUCUCCCAAGUCAACAUUUGUACCGUCUCCCUUACCCAUGAUGAAGCCUCCUGUUCCCAGAGCAAAGUCUAAUUCAUUCUUGCCUUCUUCCAAUGAGGUGAAAACAGCUCCAUCAGUUGAAGCGAGACGAACCACGUUUCCGACCAAACUCCCUCCACCAACUCCCAGUGUUAAACCCCCUCUUCUGGUAAACCUGAAGGAAGCAAAACCCAACCUUCUUAUGACAACAACCAAGCCUGCGGCCCCAUUUUAUGGAAUGAGAGCAACCAAACAAUCUGAGAGUGAGAACAAAGAAUGGUUUGCUGGAGACUGCACCAGAAAGACGGCUGAGGAGCACUUACUGAGUGUCAACAAGGAUGGUGCAUUCCUAAUCCGGCACAGCUCGGCCCAGAACACCCGCCAAGCAUUCACCCUUGCUGUGCUUUACCAGCAGAAGGUGUACAACAUUCCCAUCCGCUUCCUGGAGGAGGCACGAGGAUACGCCCUCGGAAAAGAGGGCAAAAAGAACGAAGAGACAUUCACCACUCUGGAAGCGAUGAUUUCUCACCACAGAAAUAACCAACUGCUUCUGAUUGACAGCAAGAGUCAGGCCAAGCAUACUGCAUAUUUAAGCCACCCUACAUGCCCUUAAACUACUACAGCCAUAAGGAAAUACUUAGAGUUUACUUCUGCAGCACAUUUAAUACAACCUCAGUUAACCUAAACAAUACAAAUACUAUACAGAAAUCCUUGAAACAUAAAUCGAAUAUGAGCUAAAAUAAAUAAUAGGAUCAAUAGCCAUAACCAUAAAAUACACUAUAAUAAUAAUUAUUACCAUGCUCAAGGUCACCUUACAGGUUAAACAACAGCAUGGAGAGCAUAUGGGGAUGCACGAUAUUAUCGGUAGUAUUUUGCUGACUUUUAAAGACGCACACACGCAAGCAUGCACAUGUAUAACAAACCACAUCACACAUGCUCCCCAAUUCUUCACUUUAUUACAAGCACUA
Solea senegalensis (Senegalese sole) is the source of this 1641-nucleotide messenger RNA. Its product is annotated as B-cell linker protein. NCBI's taxonomy places the organism in Eukaryota, Metazoa, Chordata, Actinopteri, Pleuronectiformes, Soleidae. The record is from RefSeq and is a predicted model, not a curated record. Gene Ontology annotation, biological process: cell surface receptor protein tyrosine kinase signaling pathway; intracellular signal transduction. The transcript has 19 exons. Bases 138 to 1286 code for a protein of 382 amino acids.